AUGAAAUUCUCUUUGGUUAACAGUUUCAUUGAGGAUAUAUUAAGAUGAUGGGAAGAUGGAAGUCAGGGGUUGGGAAGAUGGAAGUCAGGGGUUAGAAAGGAGAAGUCAGCAGUGACGAGAAAUGACUUUUGGUCCAACCAAAGUCGGAACUUGAGCUAUUGGGUAAAUCCCUAGUACCAUAUCAGGCGCGGAGCUCUGAUAAACUGCUUCUAUUUUGGUCGACAGCUUGACCUGAAAUUCCUUUUUCGAAUAUUCUGGAAGAGUGAACCCAUUGAUGUGAGGCACAGUGACUCAGUCUAGAUCACUUUAGGCAAUGAUCAAGUCCGGCCUAGAGCAGUCUAGCAGCUCGAUUAACUGAUUGUCGAAUAGAUCGGGUUCUGCCCUCCAAAUCGAGACCGACAAGAUGACUAAGGAAGAAGCAAAGCAAGAGGGAGAGCUUGCAGCUCUCGCUGCAAUGCCAGAAAAUUUUCAAUAACUGUUAAUUAAAUAAAUUUAACCAGUUUCAUUGAGAAAUAUAGUCAACCAAAUUUUGAUAAUUUUUAUGAAGAAAAUGAGUCAAAGCUGGAAUUUUUAGACAAAGAAAUUUCAAAAUUACAGUCUUUAGUAGAAAUUUUGAAAUUUAGCAACAUUCCAAUAAGAAAAGAAGAAAAAAUAUCCAAGGAUAGCGAUCAACCUUUGAUUGAUAAUAUCAACAAUAUUCCAAUAAAUAUACAAAAUUUAGAUUCCGCUAGUCUGAACUAUUUUAAGCAAUAUCAGCUCACACCUAACGAACUUUUAUCAAAUCUAAGUGCUUCUUUUAUGAAAAAUAUCCCAAUUUGAUUAUCUAAUAUCAAUACUCUAAAAAACUCUUACCUUAACAUAUUAGACUGGAAAGUUUUUCAAAUAAUGAGCACUUAUUUGAUCCUUUACUUAAGCCCUGAACUUCAAGAGCAGCUUUUUAGCAUAAUAUUGCUUUCCAAAGAAAACCCAGAGCUUUCUAUCGCUUCCAGCAAUGCGAUAUCUAUUUUAAACUCAAUUGGUUUUUCAUUUAGAGAUAAAAAUCUAGAGAAUGUCAAUAUUCCUAAUGCAGAUUUGUCCGGCGCUUUGUUGAUAAAUACAAAUUUUCAAAACAGUAAUCUUAGUGGUGUCGAUUUUUCUCACUCAAAUUUAUUUUCUGUAAGUUUUGAUGACUGCAGAAUGGAAGAUGUUACAUUAGACAAAGCAUCUCUAUUUAAAAAUCUUGAAAAAAAUGUAAGGGCGAUGGGAAUCUCUCCAUGUGGAAAGUUUAUAGCAAUAAAUUUUUGACUUGAGAACGAAAUAAAAAUAUUUAGCUUCGAAACAAGGGAAAUGAUAAAGGUGAUACAGGUAGAUUAUGAGGUUAAUUCUAUUGUAUUUUCGCAGUGUGGAACGUAUUUACUCCACCCUACGUGAGCGAACAAAAAACUUUAUUCGUUCACGAGGGGUUAAUUUUUUAAAAAAAAAAAAUGCAAUUUGAAAUAAUUUUAAAGCAAUUAAAAAGAAUUAGUUAGAGAUUUCAUUAUAAUAAUUAUAACUUUAUAUCUGAACAUUUUUUUAUAAAAAAUUUUUUGUAUGGGUUUUUAUCCAAAAAAUAUGGGGUUUUGUUUGCAAGGUGGGUGUUAGCAUAUGGGCUAAUAAAUCCAAAGGUUAUUUUGCUUGAUGCAAAGUCAAUAUUUUGCCCACUCCCUCUUGGCUAGUGAGAAAACAUAAUUUUAAUCUAAUAUAAAACUUUUUUUCCAAAUUUCAAAUAAUUGAAAUAAUUAUCUAAUUAAGUUAUCAAAGUUAAGCUUUAGGACGCUAAUGUCUAAAAUUUAAUAUCAAUAGCUUAAGUUUUUAAAAUUCUCAUCAGUAAUUAAAUAUUAAAAUAUAGUUUUAUAUUAAAAUAAGAUAUAUUAGAAAAGAUUUGUUAGAUCUUAAAGGACAAUUUUCUAAAAAACAGGUAUUUACAAUUAUUUUUAUGAGGAAGGUCAGGAGAAAAAAUACUAGUUUUGCAGACUAUUAAUACCAGUGAUAACUAUGUAAUAAAACUUGUGUUUUCAAAAUCCUCCACAUUUCUUGCAAUCUUUACAAAUAAAGCUAUCAGAAUAUGAAACAUUGAAGAAAAUUCCAUGCAUACAUCUAUAAAUGACAUAAAUAAUCCUGUCUGAAUUGGAUUUUCGCCCUCUAAAAAUGAUUUAGCUAUGGCAAAUUGAGAUGGAUCAUUAUCAAUCUGAAGAAUUAUAACCCCGAGAAAUUCUGAUAAAAACAAAAAAUUGAAGACAAAAUUCAAAAGAACACUAGUUCAGCAAGCAUCAAUUGGUGAUUCUAUCAAAACACUCGAAUUCACCCCUUGCUCAAAUUUCCUGAUCUUCGAGACGUCAAAGUCAAUAAGUAUGUGAAGUCUAGAGCACCAGGACGUAAAGGUUUUAGUUAGUUUUGAAAUGAAUACUUUAUGCUCAUGAGUAUUAACACCUGAUGGAAAUUUUAUUAUUUAUUUUUUACUUACUCCCCCCCCCCCUCCGUGAGCGAACAAAAAAAAUUUUGUUCGCUCACGGAGGGGGGUUAAUUUUUGUUUUUAAAAAAAAAUUUAUAUAUAAAUUUUAUAAAAAAUAUUUUUUUCGAAAUUUAAAAAAAAUCCUAAUUUGCAAAAAUUGGAAGCAAAUAUUAAUUUAAUUUGCAAAAUUUAUGUUUUAAAACGCAAUUUGUUUAAAAUUAAACAGAAUUAGCUCUAGAUUUCAUUAUACUAAUUAUCACUUAUAUAUCAAAAUUUUUUUCCAUUAAAAUUUUUUCUAUUAAAAAAAUUUUUGUUCACUCACGGAGGGUGGGUUUUUGGUCAAAAAAUGGCGAUUUUUCUAAUGGUUUUGUUCGCUCACGGAGGGGGGGGGGGGAGUUAAUAGAAUUUAUGCCUACAAUAUUGAAAAACAAAGCAUCAGCUUUCAAUAUAAUGCUAAUUAUAUGAGAAAAGCACCAAUUCUCAGAUAUUUAAACAAAUUGCUAUUAAUUGUAGGAUAAUUAGAAAAUGGCAUUUCGCACGCUACUGGCCUACCGGCCAGCAGUACUCAUUUGCAUUUUUUAAUUAUGAGGCUUGGUUUUCCAAGGGAAUUCUGUCCCGACUGAGUUAGGUAAGCAACUUGGAGGCCCUCUGGCCUGACCUUAGGGAAAGUGAAAGUUCCAUGGUUUUUCCCACUUUCAUCUGACGGCAAAAACGGAGCCUUUAGUUGUCACACGGCGUCAAGGAAGGCAGAAGUAGCUCACGCAUGAGCCACCUUAGUCGGGCAACACCUUAUCAGACCAUUCCUUGGCUAUCGAAGCAAGUCGUCCCAGAGGCUUGCUGGCUGAAACGUGCCGAAAUAUGGCGGGAAGCUUGGUCUGGCAAUCUCGUAAAUGGCAUAAAAGCAAGUAAAUUUUAAGUUAAACUAUUAAUUAUAGACGAUUCUCAGUCCAUGUUUUUAAUAAAUGUAAAAGACUUAGAAAACCAUAAAGAUUAUGCUGGACAUACAAGUGGGGUACAGAAUGUAUCUUUUUCUCCUUGUGGUAAAUAUAUGCUCUCUGUAAGUAACUGAGGAGUUGGUAAGAAAUGGAAUAUAAAAUCAAAAAAGGUUGAAGUAGAUCAAAAAAUUAAUUAUUGGAGUUUCGAUUUGCUUAAAUACUCUCCUUGUGAUAAUUACCUAAUUGCAAAUAGACUCUCCAAUUAUAAUUGCAACUAGUUAGAAUGUAGAAAAGCUCCCUGCUGGGAUUCAAAGUUUUGCUCCUAUCAGACAUGCGACUUGGUAGUCAGAAAGUUUGAUUACAGUGCCUUAUACCAAUAGUGGCUUUCCACCUUGAAAAUUAACGGGUAGGAAUUUCUGGCUACUCUAGGCUAAGAUGGAAUCCGUAGUCCAGGCGUACUCCUGGUUUCAUGCUAGGGAAUAGUCAGAUUGACUAAAAAGAACUCAAUUGACACUACUGAGAGAAAUCCCUUUCCAACUUCAAGAUCUAUCACCCUCUUGCGGCAAAACUUGGCAGAGUAAAGCUAUUGAUUACAGGAGUUAAGCGGGUAGAUUGAUCACCACGCCAUUUUAAUGUAUAUGCAAAUAGACUUUCUAAAGUUGCAAUUUUUAGUGAAAAUAUACAAUUAGACUACUUUAUUAAUACAAAUACAGAUUAUGGUGUAACAGCUUUAUCAAACGAUGGUUUGCUUGCAAUUGGAGGUAGGAACAAUAAACUCGAUAUUUUUGAUAUAAAAGCAAAGAAUCUUUAUUUAAGCCAUUGUAAAGAUGAAAAAGAUUUAAUUUCAGCUUUAUGCUUUUCUCCUUCUAAUGAGCUUAUCGGGAUAGGGACCACUUCAGGGAAUAUAAAAAUAUGAUAUAUAGCAAGCAGGCUUGAAUUUAUAUAUGGCUACAUAUGAAGGUGGUUUUUCCAACGAAAAGGGCUUUUUCCUGCUGCAACACCUGAUUAAGAGUGUUCUGCAGAGGGUCAAUGCAAAAAGGCUGGGCAAAAUCAGUCAAAGCUAAGAUGGAGCAAGUAGAAAGCAUGCCCCAAGACUAAGCAAUUUAACGGCAUGUGGUGUCCACGUGUAUCAACAACUUCUGAAUAAGAGGACUAUAGAACCAGGAGGAUAGAAACCAUACAAUAAGUCCAUAGGCAGCUAGACUUACCUGAUACGUCCUAGGGUGAGCUCGAUUGUUCUGAUCGGUAUACCGACCAGAAUUCUAAUCAGAAAUUAAGUAUAUAACGAUAGCGAAUUUGUAUAUGGAAACCAGAUUAACACAUAUAAAAUAAUUUCUGUUCAUUUUUCGCCAUGUGGGAGAUAUUUUGCUUGAACUGUAGAGACAUUUAACAAAAUUUAUGUUCUCGAUCUAAGAAUUCGGAAUAUUCCCAGGCUCUUGAUAUAGACCAUACUGAGAUAAGGCAUGCAAUUUGCGCCCAAUUAGCAGAGUUUUCUUUAGUAAUGCCUAUUGCUAAGCUAUCCUUGUGUUGGCAAAAUAAAAGGAUAUAAUCGUAUGCUAACUUGUGGGAUUAAUUUGGCAGCUAAUUUGUCCACCCCAAGGGAUAUCUAUAAUAAGACCUAGGCUAUAUCAGGUCUUUUGAAGGAACUAAAAAUAGCGAUUAUAGCUUAAUAAAAUUUUCCUUAUGUGGUGAAUUUGUUGCAAGUAUAAACAAGAAAGGAAAUCUUCAUAUCUGGGACGUUAAUAAAGGUAAUUUAGUUGUGGAGCUAAAAGGGAGUUUAGCUGGAAUUCUUGAUUUUGAGUUUUCGCGAUGUGGGAAAUGAAUUGUUACAGGAAGCCUUGAUAAAACUGUAAAGCUCUAUAAUUUUGAGGAGAUUAAAAAUAUGGUAGGAAGCCAAAAUAAUCCAGAAAUUUAUCAUAAAAGAUCAUUUAUUGAAUGAUCAUCAAUGAAUGGAGAUUUGAUAGGAUCAAAUAUAUCUAUAAGGAGAGCUUCAAUUAGCAAAGAAAAUAAAGAAAUUUUAAAUAAAUUUAGAUAA
Blepharisma stoltei is the source of this 5440-nucleotide messenger RNA. The record is from the annotation of a GenBank genome assembly. NCBI's taxonomy places the organism in Eukaryota, Ciliophora, Heterotrichea, Heterotrichida, Blepharismidae.